CGAGUCUAAAAACACAGGUCCCGCCAGUUGCGAACCAACCAUCCCGCAUCCCCCACCACCACCACCGCCCCACUGCAAUGUCGAAACGCCCAAUUGAAGAUGUCGAGGCCGAGGCUGGCGCCCCUGUGGUAGUCAAGGCGAAGAAGACGAAGAAAGAAAAAUCGGAGAGUAAGAGCAAGAAGAGCGACGGCGUUGUCGAUGUCGUGAUAGGCGCUGGUGCGCCGGAGUCCGUGGAGGCGCUGGUUGUGGAGAAGGAGAAGAAGAAGAAGGACAAGAAGGACAAGAAGGAAAAGAAGGAGAAGAAGGAGAAGAAGGAGAAGAAGACGGUGACAGAAGACGAGGCGACUGAGCCGAAACUGUCCAAGGAGGAGCGCAAAGCUGCGAAGAAGGCCGCGAAGGAGGCAAAGAAGGCUGCUGAGAAAGACGAGUCGAGUACGGAUGCUCCUGUAGAGCCGGCGCGACCUACACACACCCCGAUGCUGGUAGCGACAGCUGCUAGCUCGACGGCGAGUUAUACUCAGAGCGCCGAGCUCACUGCCUUGCCCAACGAGACUAUCGAGGCCUUCCUGAAGGAGCACGGCGUUUUCGUCGAUGAUCCUCACAAGCUCAACCUGCGCCCUAUCACAGAGUUCUCCCACCUGCCACCAAACAACUUCGACUUCACUAAAUUCAAGACUCCCUCGCCGAUUCAGGCCGCUACAUGGCCGUUCACACUCGGCGGACACGACUGUAUCGGUGUUGCGGAGACUGGUUCCGGAAAGACACUGGCGUUCGCUGUUCCUGCCAUGCGCCACGUUCUGGCACUGGCUGCGUCCGGCAAGAAGGACAAGCUCGGCGUGAGGGUUGUUGCUGUUUCGCCGACAAGAGAAUUGGCGAUGCAGAUCUUCGAGGUCUUGGAGAAGUACUCCAAGGAUGCUGGCCUGCGUGCCGUCUGUCUCUACGGAGGUGUGCCGAAGGACGAACAGCGCCAGAAGCUCAGGACUGCCCAGGUCAUUGUUGCCACACCUGGACGUUUGAACGAUCUGAUCAACGAGGGAGCUGCGGACUUGAGCAAAGUGUCAUAUCUGGUUCUCGACGAGGCUGACCGGAUGUUGGACAAAGGUUUCGAGGACGAUAUCCGACGCAUCAUUGGCGCUUGCCCGUCGAAGGAGACCCGCCAAACCCUGAUGUUUACCGCCACCUGGCCGCAAUCCGUCCGCGAGCUCGCCGCAACCUUCAUGAAAAAGCCCAUCAAGAUCACCAUCGGCGAGCGCGACGACCUACGUGCCAACGUGCGUAUCAAGCAAACCGUCGAAGUCAUCGACCAGCGCGCGAAGGAGCAACGCCUCUUGCAGCUGAUCAAGCAACACCAGUCUGGCGCCCAAAAGGACGACAGGAUCCUCGUUUUCUGCUUGUACAAGAAGGAAGCCUCCAGGAUCGAGGGCUUCCUGCGCUCAAGGGGCUGUAGAGUCGCUGGUAUCCAUGGUGAUCUCAGUCAGCCACAACGUACGCAGGCGUUGGGACAGUUCAAGUCCGGACAAUGCCCCCUGCUGGUCGCGACAGAUGUGGCCGCUAGAGGUCUUGAUAUCCCGGCUGUGAAGCUCGUUCUCAAUGUCACCUUCCCCCUCACCAUCGAAGAUUACGUUCACCGGAUCGGACGUACCGGACGUGCCGGUGCCGAUGGAAUGGCGUACACCUUCUUUACCGAGCACGACAAGGCACACUCCGGAGCGCUCGUGAACAUCCUGAAGGCGGCUAAGCAGGACGUACCAGAAAGUUUGCUGAAGUUCGGAACGACGGUGAAGAAGAAGGAGCACUCGGCGUACGGUGCAUUCUACAGGGAGAGCGACGGAAAUGUCAAGGCGAAGAAGAUCACUUUCGACGAUUAGAUUGGGGAUUAUUGGGCGUAUUUAAAUCUGGCUUGUGGUUAAAACAAAAGUUUGGGUGAUGGGCUAUGAUGCUGCUUCACCCGUCCGUCCCGUGCUCAACGCAACCAAUGUGCAUAAGUUCCUUAUGCCACCGAGGUUACC
This is a messenger RNA of Tricharina praecox, 2009 nucleotides long. RefSeq names its product P-loop containing nucleoside triphosphate hydrolase protein. The transcript has 4 exons. Lineage: Eukaryota; Fungi; Ascomycota; Pezizomycetes; Pezizales; Pyronemataceae. Gene Ontology annotation, biological process: rRNA processing. The coding region runs from base 78 to 1868 and encodes 596 amino acids. Gene Ontology annotation, molecular function: RNA binding; ATP binding; RNA helicase activity. The record is from RefSeq and is a predicted model, not a curated record. Gene Ontology annotation, cellular component: nucleolus.